This is a messenger RNA of Poecilia reticulata (guppy), 6949 nucleotides long. RefSeq names its product sema domain, immunoglobulin domain (Ig), short basic domain, secreted, (semaphorin) 3B (gene sema3b). Gene Ontology annotation, molecular function: semaphorin receptor binding; chemorepellent activity. Lineage: Eukaryota; Metazoa; Chordata; Actinopteri; Cyprinodontiformes; Poeciliidae. Gene Ontology annotation, biological process: positive regulation of cell migration; axon guidance; semaphorin-plexin signaling pathway. The record is from RefSeq and is a predicted model, not a curated record. Gene Ontology annotation, cellular component: plasma membrane.
GCGUAUGUGUGUGUGUGUUAAGAGGAGUUUUAUGUGUGUGCACAGCGCUGUUUUUUUUUUAAGAGGAACUGAAGUGCAGUCGUUCAUCAGUGUAGCUGACUGCAGUCGGGGGAAUACUCAGAGCUCCGCGUCACUUUUCAACUUACAGCUGCUUAUAGAACUUUUUUUUUUUUAAAGACUAACUGGACUUUUAUUUUUCACCAAGCCAGGACGGCAGAGCUGCUCACUCUUUGUCCCAUCUUCACUGGAACUCCCAAUAUUAAUUUUUCCAGAGGUUCUUCCAGGAUUGUUAAAUUUUGUUUUAUGUAUUCUCCUGUUUUCUGAGUUCUAUUGCAAUUUAGAUAAUUGCUAUUUCAUCCUCAUUCCCUACUAUGACUUGAUAUGUUAAACCUUUAAUGGAAAUUAAGAGCUCAGCAAGAGGGAAAAGGUGUGCAUGAGCAAUAACUUUGACAGUACCUACGACACAGAAAAGUUUCUCACACUGGAAGCAAUAAGUGCAACGAGAGGCAUGAAGGGCUCAGGUGGAUGCUGAUUCUGACCAGGACAAUUUUGAACCUUUGCAAAUUUUUAUCUCUUGGAACUGGAUGGGAAGGUCCCUGUGUCCAGGCGGAAUGAUUUUGUCCUGUCUCGGAUGUGAGAGGUGAUCUGGGUCGUCCUUUGUAAGAGGACCAGAGGAUAUAUCCAGAAAACUCUUGGGAAUAAGUCUGACGUCAACUACAAGCCAGGAUAGCUGUUUUUUAUGUUUUGUUUUGUUUGUUUUUUUCAAAUUAGGAGAAACACUUUGCGUGACGAUGAAAUAGAACUGGACGAGAACCAGAUAAAUAAAUCAUCUCUCAGCACAAAUACUCAGCACUCAAAGCGGCCAAAACCACUAAACACCAGCUUUUGAUAGAAAGCGGUUUGUGAAAAGGGCGCCAAAAUGAUGACCAUGAUGAUGAUGAUGAUGGUCACCUGCAGCUCUCUGCUGGUGCUCGGGAUGGCUGCUGCUUACUCUUCGUCCAGCUCAGUAACCCGUGCUUCAUCUUCCUCCUCCUCCUCAUCUUCCUCAUCCUCCUCUCCCACCUCCUCCUCUUCACCACGCAUGAAACUUUCAUAUAAAGAAUUGCAACAGUACCACGGCGUGCGGCGAUUUGAGCUGGAGCGCUCCUGCUGUUUCAGCACCAUGCUGCUGGACGAAGAGAGGGGCAGACUGUUUGUAGGGGCCAAAAACUUCUUGCUGUCCCUCUCAUUGGACAACAUUGCCAAACAAGAACACAAAAUCUAUUGGCCAGCUCCCGUUGACUGGAGAGAGGAGUGUAACUGGGCUGGCAAGGACAUCACUUCUGACUGUGUGAACUACGUGAAGAUUGUGCAUCCCUACAAUCGAACCCACCUGUACGCCUGUGGAACCGGGGCUUUCCACCCUACCUGUGCCUUUGUGGAGGUGGGACACAGGAUGGAGGACCAUGUGUUUAGGAUCGACCCCUCUAAGGUUGAGGACGGGAAAGGGAAGAGUCCAUACGAUCCUCGGCAUAACGCUGCCUCUGUGCUAAUCGGCGAUGAGCUUUAUGCAGGUGUAGCCACAGACUUAAUGGGACGAGACUUCACCAUCUUCAGAAGUCUGGGCAAACGUCCCUCGAUUCGCACCGAACAGCACGACUCACGCUGGCUCAAUGAACCAAAGUUUGUCGGCUCCUUUUGGGUCCCUGAGAGUGAAAAUCCAGACGACGACAAGAUAUUUUUCUUCUUCCGGGAGACAGCAGUUGAAGCGCAAGGUUUGGGAAAGUCCACUUACUCGCGCAUUGGACAGUUAUGCAGGAAUGACAUGGGUGGACAGAGAAGCCUGGUGAACAAAUGGACAACGUUCCUCAAGACCCGACUGAUCUGCUCAGUACCAGGAGCUGAUGGCAGCGACACGUACUUUGACGAGCUGCGGGACGUGUUCUUGCUGCAGACGAGGGACAAAAAGAACCCUCUGGUCUAUACUGUCUUCUCUACUUCCAGCAGCAGUGUGUUUAAAGGCUCAGCUGUGUGUCUUUACUCCAUGAAUGACAUCCGGAGGGCCUUCCUGGGGCCCUUUGCACACAAAGAGGGGCCUAACUACCAAUGGGUCCCUUUCCAGGGAAAAGUGCCAUAUCCCCGCCCAGGAAUGUGUCCCAGCAAGACAUUUGGGAGUUUUGAAUCCACAAAAGGUUUCCCAGAUGAUGUGAUCCAGUUUGCCCGUCACCACCCCCUGAUGUACAACCCGGUGUACCCCAUGAAUCGACGGCCUGUGUUUGUUAGGACCAACGUGGAGUACAGCUUCACACAGAUCGCCGUGGACAGAGUCAAUGCUGCUGAUGGGCAGUAUGAUGUCAUGUUCAUCGGAACAGACAAAGGGACAGUCCUAAAGGUGAUCAGUGUCCCCAAGGAGAGCUGGAACAACAUGGAAGAACUUUUACUGGAAGAGCUGGAGGUCUUCAAAGAUGCCUCAUCUGUAAUUAACAUGCAGAUCUCUUCCAAACGGCAACAGCUGUACGUCGGCUCGGACACGGGAAUCGCCCAAGUCCCUCUUCACCGGUGCAGUGUUUACGGGAAGGCUUGCGCCGAGUGCUGCCUGGCCCGAGAUCCAUACUGCGCUUGGGACGGAACGUCCUGUACUCGUUACCUACCGAAUACAAAGAGACGUUUCCGUCGACAGGAUGUAAGGAACGGGGACCCCAACACCCUUUGCUCAGGAGACCACCACAAGCAUCGCGUUGCAGAGAGGAAGCUGUAUGGAGUUGAGGGAAGCAGCACUUUCUUGGAGUGUAUCCCCAAAUCCCUUCAGGCCAGAGUCACCUGGACUUAUCAGAAGCAACCACAGAACCCGAGAGAGGAGGUGCGUCUUGAUGAACGUAUCCUGCAGACAGACAGGGGCCUACUGAUUCGUCGGGUCCUCAAGAGAGAUGUUGGUGUCUACCAAUGCCACGCUAUGGAGCACGGAUUCACCCAGACAUUGCUGGGAAUCACUUUAGAAGUCGUACCAUCGACAUCUUCCUCCUUCUCCAAUCUUCCCUCCGACUCCCCUGUUCGAUUAGAUCCUCGCAGCGGAGGUGCUCCUUCACUGACCAAUCAAAAGCUUUGGUAUCGGGACUUCAUGCAGCUGGUGGACCACCCUAACCUCAGCACUGUUGACCAGAUUUGUGAGCAAGUUUGGGCACGGAAACAGGCUGGUGCCGACCAGGGGUCGAAAAGUUUUGAGUCUCCGAGGAAGGAGAUCGUACCUUUGGGUCCUGCUGCCCGACCGGCCAAUAAGAAGUGGAAGCACCUGCAGGAGAUCCGAAAGGGGAGAAACCGCAGGACCCAUGAUGGGAAACCGAGCUCUCGGGCACCGCGCAGUCCUCGGGAGUAACUACGGCGAGAAACGGAUGAAAAAGAGUGAGAGGGAGAGUGAAAUAAAGUAACUGAGAGACCAGAUACUCAUGGAGGUGUUCACAUAUACAAAUACACACAUAAAGACAUGCACAGACACACUCCACCUCCUGUAUUGUGUUUAUUUAUCUAUGGAUACCACCACUAUACGGUACACCAUCCCCCUGAUUCCUCAUCCCUGUGACCAGCUUCCUGCAUGUGCUGCCUUACUGCCCAGACUGAUUCUGCACGAUCCCUUUACACUUCUUCACUAGGAUAGUCACGUGUACUAGCAAAUACGCGAGAGGAAAUUCACCCUCAUGAGGAGGCAAUAAACUGACACACACAUCUAAAGCUUAUUCUACAAGCCAUUUACACUACUUUAAUAGUUAGUGUGUUACCUGUUACUCUCUGGACAACACGCUGCAGCCACUCAUGAACAGUCCGAAAGGUUUUGAGAAGCACUCUUCUAUGUAUAACAUUUCAUUAAGUGACCUAAAUACGGACAGAAUGGAGAAAGUGACAACUGGAACAAUGAUGCAAAAAUAUAGUCUUGAACUGAAAACGAGUAAUUAUGUUUAAAAUGUAUGUGCAUGUUGCAGUGACAUUUGUAAGAACCAGAGUAAUUGACAAACAUCUUUCUGUGGCCCCCCCUUCCAUUCUUAUCACCACUUGUCAUUUGUACAAAUUACACCCUGGAGCCAUGAAGAGUUACCAGCACCCGUGGAACACACUAUUUGUGAAAAUGUUAUAAAUUUGUUGUGGGGUUGGAUUCUUGAGUCAGUUUUAUUUUUGGAGCCGUUUCCAUUGACACAUUGAGUUUGUAUCAUCAUAAGCAACAGACUUAAAACAAAGAGAUGCACCGAUCGGGGUUUUCUGGCCAAUUUUAGAGUAGACUUGGAGUAGAGUCACUGCUCUUCCACAUCCAGAUGAGCCAGUUAAGGUGGAUAAGGCGUCUGGUUAGAAUACAUCCUGGCAUGUCUCACUGGGAGGAGACCCUCCAGGUGGAUAGAUGGAUGGAUGACAAAAUUAUAAUCACUGUGGGACUCUUGUACCGCAGACAUUUAAUAAAUAAUGUCUGAAAGACUUGCCCAAACAAACAUAGACCAUGCACACGCAGCAACUGUAGCAGUGCUUCAUCUAUUAAAAAUCUGGAUCCAUGGUGAGUCAGUAUGGAUCUAUUUAUAAAUAUUACUUUGAAUGAAGGAUUUACAUCCUCUUUUACUGUUAGUGUUAGUACACAGGUGAUGGUUUACAGUUAAAGUUAACAGGAUGUAUGAGCUUUAUAGUGUCGUAAUAGAAAAAAAUGUCAACCAAUUUAACCACCAGUUUCCACUAAAUUCCAUUCAAAGGUUACUGCUACUUGAAGAAACAGUGCUGCCAUAUAGUGAUACAGUUCUAGACUUAAUCUGCUAAGGUUUCAAACCCAGUGGUCAACAGUGGAGGUGGUCAAGCUGAAAAUCAGCCUUUUCCGAUCACCAGAUGUCAGAAGUCUUCCUCGGUGCAUCUCUGAUCAGAAUACUUAUUUCAGUCAGUAUAUGUGGUCUUGGUUAGGAACGAGUCAUAGCUGGCCUCUUACUAAAAAAUCAUAUUGCUGGUUAAAACCACUAGAGAGUGAGUAAUGAUAGAUGUACUCAUAUUCCAUAAAGUGGAAGAAGAAUAAGAUGUUUACGGAACAGCAAAAGCUGGAAAAAAACAAUGAAGCAAAUAAAUCAAUCUAUAAAAAAACUAUUUGAGAAUACAAUUAGGAGCCAAAUUAGAGCUCAUAGCGUCACUUGCAAAGAAAAAAUUGCAACUAAAAUAAUUUUCUACGCAAUUCAGAACAGUAAUUCUUACAUACUGUCUAUCUUUUUGCUUCCAACAUUUUUAGCAUUAAAGAUAAAUAAUGAGAACAGUGCUGUGUGGGGAAAUGGAUAAAUAUGGUAGGAAAGGUCGGAAGAAAGGGGGAGGAUUUAAGCAGACUCAAAAUAUGACAACCCAUGUUUUUUGGGCUACGGAACAGUAUAUAAAUAUAUAAAUAUAUAUUAGCAUGAUAUUUAUGAGUGAGAAUAAGAUUUUUCUUUUCUGUAUACUAAGAGGUACAACAUUUCUUUCACACUGUUCAAUCCUAAAUUGUUAGUGAUGCAUAGAUGAGCAGUUGAUACACAGUGAGUACAGGAUUCCUAGUUCAGCACACUAAAUUUCGCACAAUUCGUUUUCUACAGGUUGUGAAAAAAAAUAUUCUACACUUUGUAAUCACUUGUUAUGUAGUGUUGCAGUCAUUGAAAUCAUUGGAUGCUGCUUGAGGAUGUAAACUCUGUUAGGACAGCAAGGUUUUCCUUUAUAAAUGUCUUAGUCUCUAGGUGUUUUAUUUGUAAAGAAACCACAUUCGUUGGUUGUUUGUGCUAACAUGGUGUGUGUAGCCUGCCCCCUAGUGUUCAUUGCUUGAACAGGCUCAGAUAAGGAGCCUGUGUGUGGUACUUGGGUAUGUCAUAACCAGUAUGCAAGAAAGGAACUGAUGGGUCUUAGAUAAAACGUGUGUUUAUGUUUUACAGAAAUAAAAUCUGUACUGAUAUGUUUUGUGCUGCUACCACCAAAUAUCAUGGUUUUAAUCAAAUUAUCUUAAGUUAGUGUAUUCGUCCCAGUUAAAAGCAAGGCAGCACAACCCGGGUUUGCGUGGGGAUUUUAGAUGUAUGAUAUCAUUGUCAUUGUUAUUUAUGUACCUUUGUUAUAGAUGUGUAAUUAAGUCUUUAAACUAAACUGAACGAUGACGCCUACGAAAGGGACACUCAGCAUUUCGACACCACAUUGGGCGGGGCUGGAUUGACUUAACCAAGUGGAUUUUCAAUGCUUAAGGAAGCAGCUGAUCAGUGCUGUGGACAUAUGUGCACCAACCAAUUCUGAACCAGCAGUGAUGUCAAACAUGCCUGAGUAUCCCUUUUUCACCCAGCUUUUGUUUGUGCUUGAACUUGCAUGACUAAAGUUUGUGGCUAAUGCAUCUGACAAUGACAUGGUGACAUGAGAGAUCGAGAGGUAAAGAAAGCACAAUGUUAAAUAUCAUUAUUAUUCCUAUGUAUUUAUGUGGAAAGAUAAGCUGAGUUGUUGUGGACUUUUGUGUUUUCCUUAUAAAUGUAGAUUUAUUUCUCUAGUGUUCAUGUUCUGCUGACAAGGACUUGUCCUUAGCAUUUUUUUUAAUCCUUUACAACCAAUGGAAAAGCUUUUGUUUUCCUGCAGACAGUGUCCAAUUAAAGUCUUUUGUUGUUCUAAAAGCCCUCUGUUCCAAAUCUUCCUUCUAUCCCAAUUCUAUGUGAUGUGGUGGGUUUUUUUUUUCAACGCUUACUAUGAGAGGCUUUUGUGUUUGUAUGUUGAGUGAGUGCAUGUGUCUGUGUGCAAGAGUAAACUGUUCACUUGAACACGAUUUGUGUCUUCAGCCUGACGGUUUUUGUGGACAACCGAGCUUUGUAUAUAGUGGUAAAGGAACAGUGGAGUGUUGGGAGGUCUGUAGCUGAAAGUCUGAGGUCAAAGGCCAAAGUUAAUGUGGUGCACUGUAAUAUACCUGGGUCUUUGUGAAAUGUCAUGUCAAAAUGUUUUUGAUUAAUACAAUAAAAAUAUGCAGUUA